GCUAAUAUUAAUGUUUCGUGAACUAAUUUUUUACUUUUUUCUUGUUUUUCAGAAGACUUACAGAACUCAAUCUAAGAUGCCACGUGGAAAGGGUUUCCGGCGGUCCCAGGCAGCGAAAAGAAGGAUUGCUGACCGUUAUGCUGUUGAUUCCUCCAUGGACUUGGCAGAGGUUGUGCCACCUCUUAAAAAAGAGGCACAUGUACCAUACUCGGCAUUGCUGAGUGCAAAUAAGACCAAUCUUAUUCCAAAGUGUUCAAAUGCUCUUCCAAUAUUAACCAACACUCCUCCAAUAUGUACCACAACUCCUCCAAAGUCUACCAAGACAAGUCCAAUGUGUACCACAACUCCUCCAAAGUCUACCAAGACAAGUCCAAUGUGUACCACAACUCCUCCAAUGUCUACCAAGACAAAUCCAAUGUGUACCACAACUCCUUCAAUGUCUACCAAGACAAGUCCAAUGUGUACUAAGACAAGUCCAAUGUGUACCACAACUCCUCCAAUGUCUACCAAGACAAGUCCAAUGUGUACCACAACUCCUUCAAUGUCUACCAAGACAAGUCCAAUGUGUACCAUAACUCCUCCAAUGUCUACCAAGACAAGUCCAAUGUGUACCACAACUCCUUCAAUGUCUACCAAGACAAGUCCAAUGUGUAUCAUAAAUUCUCCAAGAUCUAAGAAAACCUAUAGUGAUAUUGUGAAAAGUUUCGAUGCCAAUAACUCUGAUCAGUUUAUACAGAAAGUCAUACAGGGUUCAUUCCAUCAGGGUGAUGCGCAGUUUAGUUUCAACCGUAACAGACAGUGUGCAGUAAAUAGCAUUAUGGCUAUAAUGAUGAGUGAGCUAAAGAAUGUGCUGACAUGGACAACAGAAGACCUGAAUGCUGUUCUAAUGAAAGGAGAUGAGCUGUACACAUGUAUGCGACUGCAGGGGAAGAUCAAUGAUGACACAGGCCGAGGACAUGUUUCUAUUGUUGAAUUGCCAACUGUGCACACACUGUAUAACACAAUAUUUUCAAUAAAUCGUGCUGAAUCUUUCUCAGGUGUUAUUGGUGUUGAUGUUUAUGACAUAGAUGUGCAAGAUGUAUGUAUGCCUAUAGAUGAAACGCUUCAGAGGACAAUGUUAAAUGAUGAUGCAUGUUUGUUGAAUAUUAAAGACUAUAUUUGUGCAGUUAUAAAGGCAGGUACAACAUAUGCUGUCGUUGAUUCUCAUUCUCGCAAUAGUAAAGGUAUGGUACAAUAUAAUGGAACAAGUGUAGUGGUAUACUUUGAUGACAUAUACAUGUUAUUUAAUCAUGUUGAUAAACUUGCAAUGUCAUUGAAUGCUCAGGGAACCCCAUUCGAAGUGAAGGGUGUGAAAGCAUCUGUAAUUGGUAAGGCUUCAAUUGCUAAUACAAGUUCAUGUGAAUCUGGUCAACAAAGCAGUGUUUCUCAAGUUUCACCUAAAGCAACAGGUUGCAAGAGUAAGUGUAUUAAGGUUGAUGGUAAACAAAUAUGUCCAGACAAACCAGUAACACUGUGUAAACUGAAUCAAACAUGCGGGGAUUCCAGUAAGAGUAAACUUAAGGCUGAUCCAAAGGUUGCACAUGUGAGCAAGCUGUAUGAUAAUGUCAUGGAUGAUGUCAUUAUUGUAGAAACUGAGAACCAUGUAAAACAAAGAGCAUCAAACCGGAUGGUAAUUGCUUUUAUCGCUCAAUAG
Molecule: messenger RNA, 1693 nt
Organism: Misgurnus anguillicaudatus (oriental weatherfish)
Lineage: Eukaryota; Metazoa; Chordata; Actinopteri; Cypriniformes; Cobitidae
Source: RefSeq, a predicted model, not a curated record